Molecule: messenger RNA, 2924 nt
Organism: Vespa velutina
Lineage: Eukaryota; Metazoa; Arthropoda; Insecta; Hymenoptera; Vespidae
Gene: scaf6
Product: calcium homeostasis endoplasmic reticulum protein
Exons: 8
Coding region: 174-2561 (795 amino acids)
Biological process (GO): intracellular calcium ion homeostasis; RNA processing
Cellular component (GO): perinuclear region of cytoplasm
Molecular function (GO): RNA binding
Source: RefSeq, a predicted model, not a curated record
UAGCCAAUCAAGAAACUAUCGGUUAAUGAUGGCGACGUCUAGCGUCUUGUGUUGGUUAUAAAGAAGAUAAUGUUUUUCGGAGCCGUAUUCCGAUCAUACAAAAGAGAAGGUCCAAUUUUAUAAAACGUACAAUCGUUAUUUAACUGUGAAAGUACUCAAAAGAAGUCGCGAUAAUGGACCAAGCACCCGCAGAUACAGAAUUACGGAACAUCAUUGACAAACUGGCACAGUUUGUUGCCCGCAAUGGACCCGAGUUCGAGCAGAUGACCAAAAAUAAGCAGAAGGACAACCCUAAGUUUGGUUUCCUGUUUGGCGGGGAGCACUUCAACUACUAUCAGUACAAAGUGACUACAGAGCAAGCCAUUUUAAAGCAAAAAGGAAUAAAUCCAAUGCAAAAUGCAGACCCACGUUUAAACGUUUCGCAGCAGCAGCAAACAGCCGCUACCGCCACGCAGCCACUGAAUAACGUCAAUCUAACGUCUGGCCUAAAUACUCAGAACAAUGGAUUAAAUCCAGUGGUUGGAAUAGGGCCCGUGGGAAAUUCGGCUGGUACGGUGAUACCAGGAGUACCUGGACAAAUUGGAGGACCAACAAAUACUGGACCACCAAUUGGAUCGGUACCAUCUGGCAUGGGAGGUGUAAACCCACCUAUAGGUGGAGUGACACCAGCUGUUAACAUCGGUGGCCCACCAGCAUGGCUUCAAACAGAACUGGCCAACCUUCAGUCGCAACAGACGACUCUGCAGGAACAAGUUAGACAAUCGGAACAAAAUCUUGCUGCCCAACAUGCUGCAUUGAUGGCGCAACAACAAGGCAGAGUAGAGGAUGCUGUCAGACAAGCUCAGGAAACGGCUCUGCAAAAUAGUGCACAAAGCACAAACACAGAUCUUACCGCAUUUGAUACAGUUCUACAACCUAUUAUUGAUAGCUGCACGAAAGAUAGCAUAAGCGCGGGAAAAGCUUGGAUCCUUCAAAAUUCUGUCACACCACAAAGCAAUCAAGUAGUUGCCGACCAUUUAUUGAAAAAAGUUAUCCAAGGAUCUACGUUUAGUCAUAAGCUUCAUAUUAUAUAUUUGGUAAAUGAUGUCUUACAUCAUUGUGCUAGAAAAAAAUCUAUGGAUCUUCGGAAGGCAAUGGAAAGUGUUGUUGUUCCCAUGUUCUGUAAUACUUCAUUAGCUGCAUCCGAAGAGCAACUUAACAAGCUUAAUAAAUUGUUAAGCCUUUGGGAAUCGAAGAAUAAUUACUUUGACGAAGGGAUUAUAGAUAAAUUAAAACAACCGAGCGCAUCUUGGUCCGAAUAUCAAGCUAAUUUGGUAUCGCAACAUGCAAGUGCUAUUACUCCAAUCACAACUUCUACGAAGCAAACAUUCGAUAAUUAUCAAGCGCAACAUCAAGCUUUUGUUACGCACGCUUUGAGACAAAUUCAAAAUAUUGAACAGCAAAAAAUAGCGAUCGAUCAGCAACUUAAAGCACCGCCCCCGCCGCCCCCGCAAAUGAAUCAACAGAACAUGUCAUUACCCCCCAAUCAUACUGGCCCAAGCGGACCGAUGGGUAGCGACGUUAAUUUUAGCCAACCUCCGCCUGGUUGGGGCGUAGCGCCAGGAAACGAACCACCACCAUUCGCGAACGUUCCUUUACCGGAUUUUUCUAAGCCUCCACCAGGAUUUGGCCCACCUCCUGUCAUUCACGAACCGUCUGUCGAGGAUUUGAUGCCUAGCAUGCCUUACUUUGAGUUGCCUGCAGGUUUAAUGGUUCCGCUCAUUAAACUGGAAGACGGAGAAUAUAAACCUUUGGAUCCCGACGCAAUCAGACUUCCACCGCCCGCACCACCCAGUGAUCGAUUGGUUGCAGCCGUAGAAGCAUUUUACGCACCUCCAAAUCACGAUUCACCGAGAGACAGCGAUGGAUGGGAGAAACUUGGUCUCUACGAAUAUUAUAAGGCAAAAAAUUCUGCCCGUAAACGCAAGGAGGAAGACAUUGUGGCUGGCAUUAGACAAAAAUCAAAAUCUCCGUCGCCUAUUUUAAGGCCAAGAUCGAAAAGUCCUAGCCCACCAAAGAAACGUUACAGAAGCAAAUCUCGUAGUAGAUCGAGAUCUAGAUCGAGGGGUAGGAGUAGAUCGCGAUCACCAACGGCGAAUCAUAGACGUAAUAGCCGUAACAGUAAUCAUAAUACUAGGAGUCGUAGAAGAAGGAACAGUAACAAAGAUCGAAGUCCAGAGAGGAGAUUGGACAGACAAGAUCGUAGUCCAACUCCUCCGAGUUUUCUCGGAUCGACGUAUAGCAAAGCCCCGCAAGAAAUAAGCCUCGACGAAAGUAAUAAGGGGCACCAGUUGUUAAAAAAAAUGGGCUGGGGUGGUGCAGGACUAGGUGCCAACGAGCAAGGUAUCGAGGCUCCUAUAUCGGGUGGUGAAAUUCGAGAUAAAAACGACCAAUACAAGGGAGUUGGCAUCAAUUUGAACGAUCCGUAUGAAAAUUUUCGGAAGAGUAAGGGACAGGCGUUUAUUACUCGAAUGAAAGCAAGAGCGGAAGAACGUGCCGAAGAAAGGGGUGAACGGGACUGAGUAUAUAUAUUAUUAAACGAAUGUAUAUGUACGAAGUGUUAUCGGGACAAAGUGAGAGAUGGGCUUAUUACCGAGGAUGAGAGAAAAUUUAUUCAGGCUUUGAAAGCAGAUCGACACAAUUUCUGCCAUUUUUUCGCCUAUGAGGGCUGCAUUUCAAUAUACUUGUCCAUAUAUUAGAUCCUAUUGGUGCACUUGCAACUACUAAUUUACUUUUACACGUAUCUUUACAAGAUAUUGACAUUAAUAAACGACAUAUUUUACGUUACAAUAUAUACAAGCUGAAUCGGAGGAUUUUAUGAUUUAGUUACGAAUGAUAGCUGAAUGUUUUAGAUUAAUUUUAGGAAUUUUAAUUCACGAUAAAUC